AUGGAAGAGCAGAAAGCAUGGAGACGCAAGAUCUUCGAUACUGGCGAGUAUUCAGAUAUCGAGCUUGUGUCAAUUGACAAACUAUAUGAAGCACACCGUGUGAUCGUGUGCUCCUGGUCGCCAGUUAUAAAAAAGUCUUGUGAAUUCAACGCCGGCAAGGCUUUAUUCAACUUUGGAGAUGCUGAUCCCCAGGCAGUAGAUUGCAUGGUGCAGUUCUUCUAUCUAUGGGACUAUAAUCCCAGGUCUCUUAUGUCUAAACAUACAGUCGGCCACGAUGGGCCACAGGAGGACAAAACUGACAUUUCACCGGACGCAGAUGAUGAAACCAACCCUGAUGAUGCGCUAUUGAUCCUUCACUCUAAGGUAUUUACGCUUGCCCAUAUAUACGACAUACCCCGCCUCAGAGACUUGUCUAUAGAGAAAUUCCGGGCAGUAGCUCGGUUGCAAUGGAGAUCUAAUUGUCUGUUGGAUGCGGCACGGGAAGCUUAUACUGCUACCCCAUCUACCGUCUUGGACAUGCGUGGAGCUAUCGUGAAGACGUUCUAUGAGCACAGGGAGUUGCUGGGUGAGGACCACGUCAAGGAUUUUCUGCGGGAAGUGCAUGAACUUACUUUCGAUAUCUUGAUGUACAUGGAAACGCCUCCGUCCCCUCCUAACCCUAGGUCAUUCCAUGGAUUGGGCAGAAGCUUUCGGUAG
Messenger RNA from Fusarium mangiferae, 696 nucleotides. RefSeq lists its product as uncharacterized. The transcript is spliced from 2 exons. Bases 1 to 696 code for a protein of 231 amino acids. Gene Ontology annotation, molecular function: protein binding. Lineage: Eukaryota; Fungi; Ascomycota; Sordariomycetes; Hypocreales; Nectriaceae. The record is from RefSeq and is a predicted model, not a curated record.